This is a messenger RNA of Macroventuria anomochaeta, 1053 nucleotides long. RefSeq lists its product as uncharacterized. The record is from RefSeq and is a predicted model, not a curated record. The transcript has a single exon. Bases 229 to 816 code for a protein of 195 amino acids. NCBI's taxonomy places the organism in Eukaryota, Fungi, Ascomycota, Dothideomycetes, Pleosporales, Didymellaceae.
UUCCAAUUGCUUCAUGGUCGCAUAUCGUAACCCUCUGAAUAUGAUAUGGCUCGAAGGAGGGGCUGCGGUCGACGGCUCAACGUCUCUUGCCCGGGUUAGCCAUGGUGGCUGAUGGCAAAUUGCGAACUUGUGGCAAUUUGCAAAACUACAGCAUGGCCAGAACAAAGGACCCUUAUUAUAUAGGGUCGAAGUGCAUAGAGAAGUGAAAGCAACGCUUGACGUUGAGUGAUGACGCAGGGGGGAAGUGGCAAUGGUCCAUCGAUGAUCCUCACGCUUCCCACAAAACGCCAGCGCGGGGACGUCUCGUCCCGCCAAAGACAAGGCAAUUAUACCACCUCAGCAAUAGCAAAAGUCUUGUGUCACCUUGGCGACUACAACUAUUACCUAGAUCCAGAUCACGAUGUCACAAACCGGGAUCCCCUUCGACAUGCCCACCAAAUCCCAAGUCGUCGCCGCAAAACAAAAGCAAGCCGAAUCCCAACCAUCAUCAGGCGAAUCAAGCCCAACAUCAAAACGCAUCCUGCGCUCAAAUUUCAUCGUCAAGACCACUGCCUCGCGCGGCGCCCAAGCAGCCCCAAAGCAAAUCCGGAUCCUCCUCUGCAAUCCCAACAGCACGGCCUCCAUGACCUGAGCCUGCGUCAACAUGGUGCUCCCCAUACUCUCCUCCAACGUCGCCCUCGUGGGCUGUACUGCCCUGGAACCCGCACCAUCAGCCAUCGAAGGCAAAUUCGACGAUAUGAUGUCUGCUGCCGUGGCUGUGCAGGGCAUCCUGCAGCAUGCGAGCUAGUUCGAUGCGUUUCUGAUUGCGUAUUAUAGCGACCAUGCGCUGAUUCGCAUGCUGAGGGAGGAGUUGAGUCAGCCGGUGUGCGGGCAUGGCCGAUCUGAAGUCUGCGGUUGAAGAGGCUGUUGGUGAGGAUGUGCAAGUCAUUGACGGGGUGGUGGCUGGAGUCUAUCGCCUCAUUGGUCUUUGCAGAAUGGGUGUGAAGACUGCGAAGAAAGGGGCCUACGCCCGUUCUGCAGCAGCGAGGCAGAGGAGAGGUCAGGACUGGUUAA